Microcebus murinus (gray mouse lemur) is the source of this 2667-nucleotide messenger RNA. The record is from RefSeq and is a predicted model, not a curated record. Lineage: Eukaryota; Metazoa; Chordata; Mammalia; Primates; Cheirogaleidae.
CCGCCGAGGCGCACGAGGGCAGCCCGGACCCCGCGCCCGCCGCGCUGCACCCUGAGGAGGUCGCCGCGCGGCUGCAGCGGAUGCGGCGCGAGCUGAGCAACCGCAGGAAAAUCCUGGUGAAAAACCUGCCCCAGGACAGCAACUGCCAGGAGGUUCAUGAUUUGCUAAAAGACUAUGAGUUAAAGUAUUGUUAUGUGGACAGAAAUAAACGAACAGCUUUUGUUACAUUAUUGAAUGGAGAACAAGCACAGAAUGCAAUUCAGACAUUUCAUCAAUAUUCUUUUCGAGGAAAAGACUUAAUAGUCCAGCUCCAGCCAACAGAUGCUUUGCUGUGUAUUACCAACCUGCCCAUUUCUUUUACACUAGAAGAGUUUGAAGAACUUGUUCGUGCUUAUGGAAAUAUCGAGAGAUGUUUUCUGGUCUACAGUGAAGUUACUGGCCAUUCCAAAGGCUAUGGAUUUGUGGAAUACAUGAAAAAGGACUUUGCUGCAAAGGCUAGAUUGGAGCUAUUGGGUAAACAGUUAGGAGCAUCAGCACUCUUUGCACAAUGGAUGGAUGUUAAUCUAUUGGCCUCAGAGCUCAUUCAUUCUAAGUGCCUUUGUAUUGAUAAACUCCCUAGUGACUACAGGGAUUCAGAAGAGCUGUUGCAAUUUUUUUCCAGUGUCCAUAAACCUGUGUUUUGCCAGCUUGCACAGGAUGAAGGUAGUUAUGUUGGCGGCUUUGCAGUGGUUGAAUAUAACACUGCGGAGCAGGCUGAAGAGGUUCAGCAAGCAGCAGAUGGGGUGACCAUCAAGGGAAGCAAAGUCCAGGUUUCCUUCUGUGCCCCAGGAGCACCAGGGCGAAGUACAUUAGCAGCAUUGAUAGCGGCUCAACGAGUGAUGCACAAUAAUCAAAAGGGCUUACUUCCAGAGCCAAAUCCAGUACAAAUUAUGAAAAGUUUAAACAACCCUGCCAUGUUGCAAGUUCUUCUACAGCCCCAGCUAUGUGGGCGAGCUGUUAAACCAGCAGUUCUCGGAACCCCUCACAGCUUGCCGCAUCUGAUGAAUCCAUCCAUCUCCCCUGCAUUUCUACAUUUCAAUAAAGCACAUCAGAGCUCACUCAUGGGUAAUACUUCUAAUUUAUUCCUUCAGAAUCUUUCUCGUGUACCACUGGCACAGCAACAAUUAAUGAAGUUUGAGAAUGUUCAUACUAACAAUAAACCUGGCUUACUUGGAGAACCCCCAGCUGUGGUACUUCAAACCGCACUUGGAAUAGGGUCAGUGCUUCCACUGAAAAAGGAAUUGGGACAUCACGGAGAAGCACAUAAAACAUCUAAUCUGAUUCCAACUCAAACAACUAUAACAGCUGGAAUGGGCAUGUUACCAUUCUUCCCAAAUCAGCACCUUGCUGGACAAGCUGGGCCAGGGCACAGUAAUACUCAAGAGAAACAGCCAGCCACAGUGGGAAUGGCAGAAGGAAACUUCUCAGGGUCACAGCCUUAUCUUCAGACCUAUCCAAAUCUUACUGCUGGAGGCUUGCUGGGAGGACACCACAAGCAGCAGCAAAGCCAGCCAAAAGGCACAGAGGCUGCCUCUAAGAAUCAGACUUCACUUUUGGGAGAACCACCAAAAGAAAUUCGGCUCAGUAAAAAUCCAUACUUGAAUUUGGCAAGCGUGUUGCCCAGUGUGUGCUUAUCAUCCUCUGCAAGUAAAACCACUCUUCAUAAGACUGGAAUUGCAAACAACAUUCUGGAUGCAAUCUCUCAGGGAAAUGAAUCACAACACACAUUGGAAAAGUGCAUUGCUUAUUCUCCACCUUUCAGUGAUUAUGCACAGGUGUCAUCUUUAAGAAAUGAAAAACGAGGCUCAUCAUAUCUCAUCUCUGCCCCAGAGGGUGGUUCAGUGGAAUUUGUGGACCAGCAUUCUCAGGGCACAGGAGCAUAUUACAUGGAAACCUACUUAAAAAAGAAGCGAGUGUACUAAGUUGAGCUCUCUCCUUAUCACCUCCUAAGGUUCUCUGCAGUAUCUCUGCUGUUCAUCGCUGCCUUAACUAUAUUCAAACUAGCCAUAUAUCCUUUAAAUACGGGUUUAUAAUUUCCCAGAAGGAACUGUGUUGUGCAGCAGGCAGAAUUGCCAAAUGAAAAAUAGCAAUAAGAGACAUCAAUUGAAGACAUUUUCCACUAGAAUUAGAUGCAUCUUAUUAGCGUUAACUUACAAUCCAUUGGAGAAACUAACAAUGUUCCAAUAUUUCUUGUUUUAGGACCAGGAAUAAUUUUGACACCACCGUGUAUAAAAGUUUGAAGCAAUAAAUGGGAAACAGUCUUGUUUCCUGAGCCUUAGAAGAAUGCGUUUCUUCCUCCCCCGUGUUUAGAUGCACCUCCACUAUAGUACAAACAGAAGAAAGGGAAGAUGGGUGAAUUUUACACCAGAGCUGCAAAGUGGAAGAGGUUCAAAGAACUAAAACAAAGGUGUUUGGAUUCCAGCAUGUGAGGAUAUGCUGUCCAUGCUGGCCUGUGCCCCAUGAUCAUUGGACAGGACAGAGAAGAGCACAUCAAGUGGUGUUAGUAAUAAGGGCCAUUUCCAAUCUCCUCCUCCCCAAAAAACCUAUACUGUUAUUUUUCUAUGUAAGCAAAUUGUUUGAAAUGCUUUGAAAAUGAAAUCUUACUAUUAAAAGGCAUAUGCAUGUAAA